AUGGCAAAGUACUAUCUCGAAAAUACCCAGUAUUUCGUUAGAAGAAUGGCUGUUAUCAAAAUCUUACUGGUUGGUGAUAUUGGUACCGGAAAGGACAGCUAUGUCAGGAUUCUAAUCGGUAAAAGUUAUGUCAUUCUUCGAGAUGAGAAAAGAUCUAAGCGAACGUCCAAGACGAGAAAAGCUAAUACUAUCUCCAUUUCUAUAACAAUUGAUCGAAACACGUCACUUGAUGUUGAUAUUCUCAAAAUUCCUGGUUGUAUGCGUGGAAAUAGCGUCAUAAAACAAAAUAUAGAGAACGCAGACGGUUGUAUGGUAAUGUUCGACAUUACCCGACCAACUACAUACGAUAGUGUAAUAGGUUGGACCUCAGACAUACGAAACAUGAAUGAUUCUCGUGAUAUGCCAUUUUUUCUACUAGGAAACAAGUUUGACUUGGAAAAGCACGAAGAUAUAAAUCUUAAUCCAAACUUUAUGGCUGAAUAUUGUGAUGCCAACCAGUUUUCCCACUGGUUUCGCACAUCUUCCACAGAUGACUUAAACAUCUAUGAAUCAAUAUGGUAUCUCUGUAACAAAAUUAUUAAAAUCAGACAGUCUUUAGCGAUAAUCCACCUAUCUUCUCCAAUACUCAACGAGCAGAAAAGGAAACGUCUUAUGAAGUUUGUCGUGAUUGGUGCAUGUGGCACUGGAAAGACAUCGAUCAUACGGCGCUUUGUGGACAAUUCUUUCAAAGAAUCCUAUCGAGCAACUUCAGGAAUAGAUUGCCUUGCGAAAACUAUACGUGAGAAAGAUAUACCAAUCGACCUUCACAUUUGGGACGUGUCCGGUAGAGAGCUGUUUUAUAAUUUCACGCAUUUGUUCUACAAAGAUGCUGAUGCAUUUUUGAUAGUGUUUGAUGUGAAUAAACCGUCAACUUUGGAAAAUGAUGCGCUGAAAUGGAAGUUGGAUUUGGAUAGAAAAGUCAAGUCUGUCGAGGAUAAACGAAUACCCUGCUUUCUGAUUGGCAAUAAGUACGACCCUUCGAAAAGAGAAAUUCUUACAGAUGGCGAUUCAAUGAAAAAGUUCUGCCGUUCUCAUGAGUUUAGUCAAUAUUUGAAUGUCUCAGCAAGAGCCAACUCGAAUAUUGACAACGCUUUCUCACGUAUUUUGACAGUCGCAAUCGCAUGCCACAACGUUGAACAAGAAGUGGGUCGUGAGCAGUCACAACAACACGAAUGA
Molecule: messenger RNA, 1215 nt
Organism: Adineta ricciae
Lineage: Eukaryota; Metazoa; Rotifera; Eurotatoria; Adinetida; Adinetidae
Source: the annotation of a GenBank genome assembly